Molecule: messenger RNA, 4261 nt
Organism: Peromyscus maniculatus bairdii (prairie deer mouse)
Lineage: Eukaryota; Metazoa; Chordata; Mammalia; Rodentia; Cricetidae
Source: RefSeq, a predicted model, not a curated record
CGUCGCCGCCUCGGGCCGCGGAGGCCGGGGAGUCCCUGCCUGGGCCCGCAACCUCCCUCUUGGGGGUCGGGCCCAGGCGGGGGACCCCGCACAGCUGCCUCUUUGCCUCAUUUCCUGCUUUUGCGUGUGCCUGGGGUGGGCCGAGGUCUAGAUGAAUAGCUUCGGGGGUCCUCGAUGAGGCCGCUGUGCUCCUUUUAAAGGUGCCGGCGGGGCCCGGGAGGGGAGCGGGUUGUCUUUGCAUGGGCGGGGGACUCCCCGAGCCUGCCGGGACCAUGACCUGAACUGUGCGAGCGGGACGCGUGAGAUCCAAAGAGUCAGCUCACCUGAGCCACCCCCCCCUCCGGCCAGCAUGGCAUCUGAAGAAGCUUCCCUCAGGGCGCUGGAAAGUCUGAUGACAGAAUUUUUCCAUGAUUGUACAACCAAUGAAAGAAAACGUGAGAUAGAGGAGCUUCUUAAUAACUUUGCCCAGCAAGUAGGAGCCUGGAGAUUCUGCUUGUUUUUUCUGUCCAGCACAAGGAAUGACUAUGUGAUGAUGUACAGCUUAACGGUUUUUGAGAAUCUGAUCAAUAAAAUGUGGCUUGGGGUCCCAUCUCAGGAUAAGAUGGAAAUCCGUAGCUGCUUGCCCAAACUUCUCUUGGCUCACCAUAAAACCUUACCUUACUUUAUCCGGAACAAACUCUGCAAAGUUAUUGUUGAUAUUGGACGCCAAGAUUGGCCCAUGUUCUACCAUGACUUUUUCACUAACAUUUUACAGUUGAUCCAGUCCCCUGUGACAACCCCCCUUGGGCUGAUCAUGUUGAAGACAACUUCGGAAGAGCUAGCUUGUCCCCGUGAGGACCUCAGUGUGGCUCGGAAGGAGGAGUUACGGAAGCUGCUGCUGGACCAGGUGCAGACAGUGCUUGGGCUCUUGACAGGUAUCUUGGAAACUGUCUGGGACAAACACAGUGUUACUGCUGCCACCCCACCACCAUCCCCGACCUCAGGAGAAAGUGGUGAUUUACUGAGUAACCUGUUGCAGAGUCCUAGUCCAGCCAAACUGCUGCCCCAGCCCGUCCCCGUGCUGGAUGUGGAGAGUGAGUAUGUCUGUUCCCUGGCCCUGGAGUGCCUGGCCCACCUCUUCAGUUGGAUUCCUCUGUCUGCCAGCAUCACCCCAUCCCUCCUCACCACUAUCUUCCACUUUGCUCGAUUUGGCUGUGAUACCCGGGCCAGAAAGAUGGCAUCAGUGAAUGGCAGCAGCCAGAACUGUGUUUUGGGUCAGGAGCGUGGCCGACUUGGGGUCUUGGCCAUGUCCUGCAUCAAUGAACUCAUGUCCAAGAACUGUGUGCCUAUGGAAUUUGAGGAAUACUUAUUACGAAUGUUCCAGCAAACCUUCUACCUCCUGCAAAAACUCACCAAGGAUAACAAUGCCCACACGGUGAAGAGCAGGCUAGAGGAGCUCGAUGAGAGCAUUGAUAAAGAAAGGCCGUCUUGUCUUCAUAUGUUAAUAAAAGUGUAUGUAACUGCCUAUAUCAACUGUGUUGUUUUGACUUGUCCUGGAUCCGAAGUGAGAGCUGAGAGGUGCCUGGAAGCAGAAAGCUACAUUGAGAAGUUUACCGACUUUCUGCGGCUCUUUGUGAGUGUUCACCUGAGAAGAAUCGAGUCCUACUCUCAGUUCCCUGUGGUAGAGUUCCUGACCCUUCUCUUCAAGUACACAUUUCAUCAGCCUACUCAUGAAGGUUACUUCUCUUGUUUGGAUAUCUGGACACUGUUUUUGGACUAUCUGACAAGUAAAAUUAAAAGUCGUCUGGGAGACAAGGAAGCAGUUCUCAACAGGUACGAAGAUGCCCUGGUCCUCUUGCUCACAGAGGUGUUGAAUCGAAUCCAGUUCAGAUACAACCAGGCCCAGCUGGAGGAGUUGGAUGAUGAAACUCUGGAUGACGAUCAGCAGACAGAGUGGCAGCGGUACUUACGCCAGAGCUUGGAGGUGGUAGCCAAAGUGAUGGAGCUUCUUCCCACACACGCCUUCUCAACUCUGUUCCCAGUUCUUCAGGACAAUUUAGAAGUUUAUUUGGGAUUACAGCAAUUUGUAGUUACUUCGGGGUCAGGCCCCAGGCUGAACAUCACAGCGGAGAAUGACUGCCGGCGCUUGCACUGCUCACUGAGAGACUUGAGCUCCCUGCUGCAGGCUGUGGGCCGGUUAGCCGAGUACUUCACUGGGGAUGUGUUUGCUGCAAGGUUCAACGAUGCUCUCACAGUCGUGGAGAGGUUGGUCAAAGUUACUCUGUAUGGAUCUCAGAUAAAACUGUACAACAUUGAGACAGCUGUGCCAUCAGUGUUGAAACCUGACCUCAUUGAUGUGCAUGCCCAGUCACUUGCUGCUCUCCAGGCCUACUCCCAUUGGUUGGCACAGUAUUGCAGUGAAGCCCAUCGACAGAACACACAGCAGUUUGUGACACUCAUCUCUACCACCAUGGAUGCGAUCACACCUCUCAUCAGCACCAAGGUCCAAGACAAACUGCUGCUGUCUGCAUGCCACCUGCUGGUCUCACUGGCCACCACUGUGCGGCCUGUCUUCCUCAUCAGCAUCCCUGCAGUGCAGAAGGUGUUCAACAGCAUCAUCGAUGCCUCUGCCCAGCGCCUGGCAGACAAGGCGCAGGUUUUGGUUUGCCGUGCACUCUCUAACACCUUGCUCCUUCCGUGGCCAAAUCUUCCUGAGAGUGAGCAGCAGUGGCCCCUGCGCUCCGUCAACCAUGCCAGCCUCAUCUCGGCUCUUUCUCGGGACUACCACAGCCUGAAGCCCAGCGCUGCCGCCCCCCAGAGCAAAGUGCCGCUGGGUGACACCAAAGUGAUUAUUCACCAGACACUCAGUGUCUUGGAAGACAUUGUGGAGAAUAUCUCUGGGGAAUCCACCAAGUCCCGACAGAUCUGUUACCAGUCACUGCAGGAAUCUGUUCAGGUCUCCCUGGCCCUCUUUCCAGCUUUUAUCCAUCAGUCAGAUGUGACUGAUGAGAUGCUGAGCUUCUUCCUCACCUUGUUUCGAGGCCUUAGAGUACAGAUGGGUGUGCCUUUCACAGAGCAGAUCAUACAGACUUUCCUCAACAUGUUUACCAGAGAACAGUUGGCUGAGAGCAUCCUCCAUGAAGGCAGCACUGGCUGCCGGGUGGUAGAAAAGUUCCUGAAGAUCCUACAAGUGGUGGUGCAGGAGCCUGGCCAGGUGUUCAAGCCCUUCCUCCCCAGCAUUAUUGCGCUGUGCAUGGAGCAGGUGUACCCCAUCAUUGCUGAGCGCCCGUCACCUGACGUGAAGGCUGAGCUGUUUGAACUCCUCUUCCGAACGCUCCAUCACAACUGGCGGUACUUCUUCAAGUCUACUGUCCUGGCUAGCGUGCAGAGGGGCAUUGCUGAGGAGCAGAUGGAGAAUGAACCCCAGUUCAGUGCCAUCAUGCAGGCUUUUGGACAGUCCUUUCUUCAGCCUGAUAUCCACCUGUUUAAACAAAAUCUCUUCUACUUGGAGACUCUGAACACCAAGCAGAAAUUAUACCACAAAAAGAUCUUCCGGACCACUAUGCUGUUCCAGUUUGUGAAUGUGCUGCUCCAGGUCCUGGUUCAUAAGUCUCAUGACCUUCUACAAGAGGAGAUUGGCAUCGCCAUUUACAACAUGGCUUCCGUCGACUUUGAUGGCUUCUUUGCAGCCUUUCUUCCAGAGUUCCUGACCAGCUGUGAUGGUGUGGAUGCCAAUCAGAAAAAUGUGCUGGGACGAAAUUUCAAGAUGGAUCGGGUGAGGAGAAAAGGCCAAGCUAUAAGGGAACAUGUGUGGGUUCUUGAGCCUGCUGUUUGAUUAGUGAGGGGCCCAUCUAGGUCUUGGCAUGGUUAUACCAUACCCUCUGGUAGGUUAUCAUCAAUACCUAGGUAACUUGAUGCUGGGGUUGGGUGUAGAGGGCACACUCUUUCUCUGGGACUUGGCUCCUGUAACUCACAUGUUCAUUGUCUCAGCCACGGAGGUCACAGGACCCAGCAGGCAACACAUUAUCUUAACUCUUUUGUCCGCAUCUCCCACCCCAUUAACACACAUCUCUGCCUCCUACGGGGCUUGCACUCUUGGUGGUCUACAAGACACCAUACUGUCCCUCUGCCCUGACUUUCAGGCAGGCUCAAAAGAUUGGUACAGCUUUGGGCCCCCAGAGAUGGCCCUGUUGCUUGGCUGCGCUGGACUCUUCCUGUCUCUCUUCACAACCCAGCACUGGUGCAGCUCAGACUCCUCAAAGGACCCUCGUGCUACUGAGAC